Messenger RNA from Scedosporium apiospermum, 1869 nucleotides. RefSeq names its product Glycoside hydrolase family 13 protein. The transcript is spliced from 5 exons. Gene Ontology annotation, molecular function: calcium ion binding; starch binding; alpha-amylase activity. Bases 1 to 1869 code for a protein of 622 amino acids. Gene Ontology annotation, biological process: carbohydrate catabolic process. The record is from RefSeq and is a predicted model, not a curated record. Lineage: Eukaryota; Fungi; Ascomycota; Sordariomycetes; Microascales; Microascaceae.
AUGGCUCCGGAGGUCCUCCUCGUGCUCUGGCUCUGGAUUGCAGCAGCGGCAGCUUUGAACGCUUCCGAGUGGGCCAAGCAAUCUAUCUACCAAGUUUUGACUGACCGCUUCGCGAGGACCGACGGCUCAACAAGCGCCUCUUGCCAACGAGCUGAAUACUGCGGGGGGACAUGGCGAGGAUUAAUAAACAACCUGGACUAUAUCCAGGGCAUGGGAUUUACAGCUAUCUGGAUCUCACCUAUCGUUGCUCAGAUUGACGCGGCUGGUAGUCCAGAUGGAGACAGCUAUCAUGGUUUCUGGGCAAAAGACUUCAACGCUUUGAAUAGUCGCUUUGGGAUAUCCAGUGACUUGAGGGAUCUAAGCAAUGCUUUACACGCUCGUGGAAUGUACCUCAUGGUCGAUAUCGUGACCAACCACAUGGCCUACGCUGGUUGCAUGACUUGCGUCAACUAUGGUACCCUCAGCCCCUUUAGCUCUCAGUCCGAUUAUCACUCUCCGUGUUCAAUCGACUACUCCAGCCAGACGUCCAUCGAGCAAUGCUGGCAAGGAAGUAAUAACGUGGCCCUGGCAGACUUGAGGACGGAGGACGCCCAUAUACGCUCAUACUUCAACCAGUGGAUUGCCAACUUGGUCUCCACUUACGGUAUUGACGGUCUUCGAAUCGACAGUGCGAAACAUCAGGAGACGUCCUUUUGGCCGGCAUUCGAGAAUAGCGCUGGGGUUUUUAUGAUAGGAGAGGUGUACGAGGGAGAUCCGAAUAAAUUCCUCCCGUACCUCAACGUCUUUCCCGGCCUGCUGAAUUACCCAGUUUGGUACUGGGUGCAACGAGCGUUCCAAAGCACUACCGCCACCAUGACUGAACUCGUCAACGGUCUGAACACCAUGAAGAGCGGAACCUCCCAGACGAAUUACCUAGGCUCCUUUCUGGAGAACCACGACCAGGGGCGUAUGCCAUCAUGGAGUUCACAAUCCAGCGACGUUGCGUUGAUAAAGAAUGCUCUUGCCUUUACGAUGCUAGCCGAUGGGAUUCCAGUCAUCUAUCAGGGGCAGGAACAGAAGCUUGCUGGUGGAAAUAUCCCCGACAACCGAGAGGCUCUUUGGCUCACGGGCUUCAAUAGGCAGAGCGACUUGUAUAAGUGGAUCUCCUCGUUAAAUAUUUUCCGCCGCACCGUCAUUGCGCAGGAUCAGAGAUACACGCAGCACCAAGCUAUUCCCUGGCAAAUAGACAGCCACACCCUCGGUCUGCGAAAAGGGUUCGACGGCUCUCAGGUCAUCAGCGUCAUUAACAACAUCGGCUCUUCGGGUGGUGCUUAUUCCGUCUCUUUGUCCUCCACCUCGACGGGAUUUACCCCCAAUCUGGAAAUUGUUGAUGUGGUGGCGUGUUCGCUUCAUACAACGAGCUCAGCUGGUGCGUUGAGCUUCACAAUGAGCUCCCUGCCUCGAAUUUUCUACCGCAGGGUCGCAUUGGCUGGGACUGGGAUUUGCCCAGCGCUAACUGGAGACGUAACGACGACUACCCCGACCGCUACGUCUGUCUCGUCUUCGUCCAGUGCUGGAUGCGCUAUCCCUACAUCCGUUGCUGUGACGUUUACCGUGAGAGUGACGACCCAAUUUGGCCAGACAAUCAAAAUCACGCUUGGCGACUGGGAUACCAAUAAGGCCGUCUCCUUAAGCGCAUCCCAGUACACGAGCAGCAAUCCGAUUUGGGUAGGAACGGUGAACAUUCCAGCCGGGGCUAGCAUUCAAUACAAGUUCAUCAACGUGGCGAGCGAUGGUGGUGUCUCCUGGGAGUCGGACCCAAAUCGGUCGUUUGCGGUUCCUGCGGCUUGUGGUGCGACGACAGCGGCAGUAGAGGGUAGUUGGCGAUAG